UCUGCCACCGUCUUAAAAGGGAUUCUAAAGGGAUUUUCUUUCCCUUGUUCCUCCAGCCCUACACUUGCGUUACUGGUCUAAGUGGAUACUCACCAGCUGGCCGUGUCCAUCAUUACAGCCAAGUCUGAGAAUUCCUGAUUAUACUUAGAGCCUGGGGAGCUGCUGACACAAACAGUCAUUAGCAGACGACCCUUUUGUAACAAACUAUGCUUUAAAAUGUAAACUGCGGGGCAUUUUCCUUGCAUUGUCCAGAAGGAACUUUCUCCUGCCUGAGCCUGGAUUAAUCAUGAGAGAGCUCGUCAACAUUCCACUGGUACACAUUCUUACCUUGGUUGCCUUCAGCGGGACUGAGAAACUUCCAAAAGCUCCUAUCAUCACUACUCCUCUCGAGACCGUGGAUGCCUUAGUUGAAGAAGUGGCUACUUUCAUGUGUGCGGUGGAAUCCUAUCCCCAGCCUGAAAUUUCCUGGACUAGAAAUAAAAUUCUCAUUAAGCUCUUUGACACCCGGUACAGCAUUCGAGAGAACGGGCAGCUGCUCACCAUCCUGAGUGUGGAAGACAGUGAUGAUGGCAUUUACUGCUGCAUAGCCAACAAUGGCGUGGGAGGCGCUGCCGAGAGCUGCGGGGCCCUGCAAGUGAAGAUGAAACCUAAAAUAACUCGUCCUCCUAUAAAUGUAAAAAUAAUAGAAGGAUUAAAGGCAGUUCUACCUUGUACUACGAUGGGCAAUCCCAAACCAUCAGUGUCAUGGAUUAAGGGAGACAGCGCUCUCAGGGAAAAUUCGCGCAUUGCAGUUCUUGAAUCUGGGAGUUUAAGGAUUCAUAAUGUGCAAAAGGAAGAUGCAGGACAUUAUCGCUGUGUGGCCAAAAACAGCCUCGGGACGGCCUAUUCCAAAUUGGUGAAGCUGGAAGUUGAGGCUCUUAAUAUGACCAAUGCCACAGAGAGAGAAGAAAGUGAACCUGAGCAAGAUAAUAAAGUUUUUGCAAGAAUUCUGCGGGCUCCUGAAUCCCACAAUGUCACAUUUGGCUCCUUUGUGACCCUGCGUUGUACAGCAAUAGGCAUCCCUGUCCCCACCAUCACCUGGAUUGAAAAUGGAAAUGCUGUUUCUUCUGGAUCCAUUCAAGAAAGUGUGAAAGACCGAGUGAUUGACUCAAGACUGCAGCUGUUUAUCACCAAGCCAGGACUCUACACGUGCAUAGCUACCAAUAAGCACGGAGAGAAAUUCAGUACUGCAAAGGCCGCGGCCACUGUCAGUAUAGCAGAAUGGAGUCAACCCCGAAAAGGUAACAAAGGCUUCUGCACCCAGUACAGAGGGGAGGUGUGCAGUGCGGUCCUGGCAAAGGAUGCCCUUGUUUUCUUCAACGACUCCUACGUGGACCCCGAGGAGGCCCAAGAACUCCUGGUCCGCACAGCUUGGAAUGAACUGAAAGCACUGAGCCCGCUCUGCAAGCCAGCUGCUGAGGCUUUGCUGUGUAACCACAUCUUCCAAGAAUGCAGCCCUGGGGUGGGACCGACUCCUGUACCUAUUUGCAGAGAAUACUGCCUGGCGGUGAAGGAGCUCUUCUGCACGCAAGAAUGGCUGGCGCUGGAAGAAAAGGCCCGCAGAGGGCUCUCCAGAUCCGGGAUGCGUCUGCACUCUGUUCCCGAAUGCAGCAAGCUCCCCAGCAUGCACUGGGGCCCGCAGGCGUGUACCAGACUGCCAUACUUAGCAUUCCCACCAAUGACAUCCUCAAAGCCAAGUGUGGACAUUCCAAAUCUGCCUUCCUCUUCCUCCUCCUCCUUCUCUGUCUCACCUACGUACUCCAUGACUGUAAUAAUCUCCAUCAUGUCCAGCUUUGCGGUAUUUGCACUGCUUACCAUAACUACCCUUUAUUGCUGCCGAAGACGAAAACAAUGGAAGAAUAAGAAAAGAGAAUCAGUGGCCGUGACCCUCACUACUCUUCCUUCUGAGCUCCUGCUGGACAGACUCCAUCCCAACCCCAUGUACCAGAGGAUGCCACUCCUUCUGAAUCCCAAACUGCUCAGUCUAGAGUAUCCGAGGAAUAAUAUUGAAUAUGUGAGGGAUAUUGGAGAAGGAGCAUUUGGAAGGGUCUUUCAAGCAAGGGCUCCAGGCUUACUCCCCUAUGAACCUUUCACUAUGGUGGCAGUGAAGAUGCUCAAAGAAGAAGCUUCGGCAGAUAUGCAAGCUGACUUUCAGAGGGAAGCUGCACUCAUGGCAGAAUUUGACAAUCCGAAUAUUGUGAAACUCUUAGGCGUGUGUGCGGUGGGGAAGCCCAUGUGCCUGCUCUUCGAAUACAUGGCCUAUGGCGACCUCAACGAGUUCCUCCGCAGCAUGUCUCCUCACAGCGCGUGCAGCCUCAGCCGCAGCGACCUGUCCGGGAGGGCUCGGGUCUCCAGCCCCGGGCCCCCGCCCCUCUCCUGUGCUGAGCAGCUCUGCAUAGCCAGGCAGGUGGCGGCUGGCAUGGCCUACCUCUCGGAGCGCAAGUUCGUCCACCGGGAUUUAGCCACCAGGAACUGCCUGGUGGGUGAGAACAUGGUGGUGAAAAUUGCCGACUUUGGCCUCUCUAGGAACAUCUACUCGGCGGACUACUACAAAGCUAACGAGAAUGAUGCUAUCCCGAUUCGCUGGAUGCCGCCCGAGUCCAUUUUCUUCAACCGCUACACCACGGAGUCCGAUGUGUGGGCCUACGGUGUGGUCCUGUGGGAGAUCUUUUCCUACGGCCUGCAGCCCUACUAUGGGAUGGCGCACGAGGAGGUCAUUUACUAUGUGAGAGACGGCAAUAUCCUCUCCUGCCCCGAGAACUGUCCCCUGGAGCUGUACAAUCUAAUGCGCCUGUGUUGGAGCAGGCUGCCUGCGGACAGACCCAGUUUCGCCAGUAUUCACCGAAUUCUGGAACGCAUGUGUGAGAGGGCAGAUGGAACUGUGAGCGUCUAAGGUUGAAGAGAUGCAAAUAAAAUGCUGCCAUUUCCUCUCAGACUCUGUGAGCCAGAGGACUCCAAUGCCAGGGGCCCAACAAGAGCUAGAUAAGGCCCCAGCUGGUGUGGCUUAGUGGUUGAGUGUCUGCCUGCAAACCAAAGGGUCGUGGGUUGGAUUCCCAAUCAGGGCACAUGCCUGGGUUGCAGGCCAGGUCCCCAGGAGGGGGUACACAAGAGGAAACCUCACAUUAAUGUCUCUCUUCCUCUUUCUUCCUCCCUCCCUUCCCCUCUCAAAUAAAUAAAGUCUUUUAAAAAAAUAGAUAGAAAAGAAUAAUAGCAGACAGGAGUAGUAUGUUAUUUGUUUCCAGGGUAAAACAAAGACAGUGCAGAGUAGACCAACCUAUAGAAAGUGAGGCAACUUAUUGAAAGUUAGUGAGUAGAAACCUCAGGCUAAGAGGAGCACUGCAGAUAACCAGAGAUAAGCCCUCUUCCUGAUGAGGGAAGUUUGUAUUACAUAUUGUGCAGGAAAGAAUGUCAUCUGUUCCAUUCCUGAACCAGCUGGCAGCAGAGGAAGACUCUGCUGUAUUAAGUUUUAAUAUGAAAUGUGAUACGGAGCUUCAUUUUAAUAGAGUUCAUUCCUGUCCAGUAUGAAAGUAACAUAGCUUCAUGUAAGAAUUUAAGUAAAACACAGAAUACUAAAAAGAAAGAGAAGCCAUUCAUUGUCUUCCCACCCAAAGAUGGAUGUUGAAGGGUUUUUUUUCAUUGAAUUUCUUCCUUGCAUUUAAAGGAUACUUUCGUAUUUGUCUAUAAUCUGCAGAGUUGUGGUUUUACUGGGAAAGACAAUGGUAAGUCAACAAGACUUCAUGCUUACUGGGACCUCUAGUUCCCUUUUCUGCUUUGUGCUUCUGUUUUCCUUUGUGCGCACUGGCAAUGAAUUUAAUCUGCUUAUGUUAUUCCUAAAGUUUUUCUUAAAGAUUUUGUGUCUUAUGAAUUUAUCUUUUCCUUUGAAAUUUUUAUUGGUACCUUUUUCUUUGCCUUAUACUUUUUUUUUCUCUUUCUAAGAACUUCUGUCCUUUUUCAGUUAUUUAGCUAUUUUUUUUCCUUUUAUUUCACAUGUGAAAACAAGCACUCUGGCCAAAAUAACUUUCAAAAUAUCAUUUCAAAAUUUUCCUGUGGACUGAUAUUAUACACCUUUUGCAAAAUAUUACCAUUUGUUCUGUGUUUACUUUUUGAGGCCAUGUAUUUUAAUUUGCCAUUCAUUAAUCUUAUUGUCAUAGUCUGUUAAAUCUCAUAAACCUCUGCUUAUAAUAAGGGAUUUCACAAGAUGCUCUUACGGCUAUGAGUUAUUUCAAACAUGAUGUUUUAGGGCCUUCUGACAUUUUUUCCUUUUAGAAACCAAUUUAAUAGGCAGUACAAUCAAGAUAGUGUUGCUUACCAACUUUCUGCAUGGUAACCUAUCAUUUUCCUUUUUAGGAUUCUUUUUUAAAAUGCUCUGGAACUCAGAUUCCUGGCACACUAGAUUUCUCGGUGGAGCUCCACCCAGGGCGUCUCUGUCCAAGGCCAACAUGAAUGAUAUGAGUAAGAACGCAAAUUAUCCUGCAAAGCAAAUAAACAGGGAAGAGAAGAUAGCAGUCUACACUCUACCUGCUUACUUUAAGUCAAACUAAUUGGUGGUUAGGCACUGGAAAAAUGGGCUGAGCUCUUGAAAACAGACUUUCAAUGGGCUGCCAGAAGGCUCCACCUGAAAUCUCCAAAUCCACCUUCAUGCAACAACUUGCCGUCUUUUCUGUAAACCCUCCCAUGUCCUAUUCAUAAUCAGUCCAGACAAAAACAUAGACAUUACCCAGGCUUUGUCCUCUCCUUCACCCCGAUAUUCUAUCAGCGUUACUUUCUAACACUCUCCUGCUCACAUUCCCUCCUCUUCAACUUGACUGCUAGGUACACCGUGGCUAUCACUGCCUGGCUGUCUAUUAUCUCAUUUCCCUCCCUUCUUAGUCCAGAGCUGAAUUCCAUGGGCUAUGGCAAUGGAAGGAUGUGCUUAUUCAUGGUUCUGAUUUAUAAAAAGGGAAAUUGGAAGUUAGGAUUGAGACAUAACUAAAGAGGUGCUUUCCACAAAAUUCCUGAUUGUAAGUUCAAAUCAAGACAGUCUUUCAAAGGACUAGAUGAAGAGUAAGGUUGCAGCAUGAGUCCAAAACAGAAAGCCAAGAGUCCAUGAAAAUGGAGAAAUUAGAGCGGGCCACCUGCAAGUCCAGAGCUUUCGUGUGGAUAUCCCUGGCUAUUAUAAAAGGUCACACAUGCUCUGCAGACUUCAAAGAUGUCUUCAGGUUUUGUCAGCUGAGAUAAUUUUAUCAUAUUGGAAAGACAUGGAAGUCCGGCCAGUGGGAAAAGCUAACCCACAGCAGAGCAGGUCUGGACAGUUACUCAGGGUACCUACCAGGUGGCUGGUGCUGCAGGGGGCACAGUGGCCCUCAGAACUGGGCUUCUGCAGCCUGUGUUCUAUUGUUUGCCACGGUGACCUAGUCGGCUUCCCUCCCCACUGCUGCAUGAGACCCUAGGCUUUCCUGUCUCUUUCUCGUGGCUUCUACAGCCUCACCCGUUUUUCGUCUGUGUGCGUGUUCUGAUAUUCAAGAAAGCAAUGCAAAAAAAAUCAUAGAAAUAUGGGAAAGUACAGUGAGUGAGUGAGCAACUAAAUAUUAUGUGACCCUUCAAGUUUUUAAAAUAUGUAUAGCAACUGACAUCUGAACUAACGAGUGCAGCUCCCACUAUAGUAAUAGUUAUUAAAAACAAUACUACUGGAUAGCAUUUAUUGAAUGCUUACCAUGUGUGCUCUAAGGACUCUAAAUACAUUCAUUUAAAUCACACAGCAUCCCUGUGUUCUUGGUGAGCACAGAGAGACUGUGUAACUGGCCCAAGCACACAGAGCAACAGCCGAGUUUAUGACCAAAAGAGCCGGUGCUCUCACCCACGGUACUGGGUGCUUCUGUUCAUUGCAGAGGGAACAAUUGAACCACCGGGACUGGAUGGAGGUGAUUUGUAAUUGCAUGUGGUUUCAGAGCACACACUAUACCCCUCGUAUUAUUCAUUUCAUAUCUAAGUGUUUUUAUUGAAUAGCACAAUAAUGUGGUGUAGCAUUAUCAAUUUAAUCAGAAAGUCAAGCAGAUGGCGUGUUUAUCUUUUUGUUACCUCCAAAUAUAUUUUCAAGUUCUGUUAAGAUCGCUCUCAUUUUAUUAGCGCUCCUCCCCAGAUUCUGUAUUUGAGGAACAUUGACCCAUUAUUUACCAGUAUUGUUUUCUUUUCAAGUAAUGAUUUUUCCCAUUUUAUAUCAUUGUACACAUUCAAAAAGAGAGCUGAGAGAGAGACACACACAGUGCCAGGCUGAUAACAAGGGUCAGUCAGAACAGGCACCAGUGAGAUACGCGUCACCGUAAGCGGUCAAAGGUCAAGCAUGGCAAGAGUGCCAGUGUGUAUCACAUGGCACGGAAGAUACAGACAAAAUUUCUUCUGGGGGUUGUGAUGGAGCAGAAAGAGAACACUUCUUCUCACUUCAGAGUCUAUUAUGAACCUAUUCCAUGUCAUGAAAUAGUCUUUGAAAAGCCCAAUUUGACUUUUGAAUGAUAUUCC
Messenger RNA from Artibeus jamaicensis (Jamaican fruit-eating bat), 6534 nucleotides. RefSeq names its product muscle associated receptor tyrosine kinase (gene MUSK). Gene Ontology annotation, biological process: cell surface receptor protein tyrosine kinase signaling pathway; positive regulation of kinase activity; multicellular organism development. The coding region runs from base 287 to 2932 and encodes 881 amino acids. The transcript is spliced from 16 exons. Gene Ontology annotation, cellular component: signaling receptor complex. NCBI's taxonomy places the organism in Eukaryota, Metazoa, Chordata, Mammalia, Chiroptera, Phyllostomidae. Gene Ontology annotation, molecular function: protein binding; ATP binding; transmembrane receptor protein tyrosine kinase activity. The record is from RefSeq and is a predicted model, not a curated record.